AUGUCGUCACCAGGCACGUCCCAAACGGACCAGGAGGGGUUUGUAACAAUGGAUAGUGAUUCUGACAUGUUUCCCGCUGCCGAGUCGACGGCAGGAAUGCGGAGUCCGCCCCCCCGGGCCUUCGAUAAAACACGUGAUGCAAUUUGUUUUCCGCACCGUCUAAAAGAAUCGCUACAACAAAAGGCGGUUGCGGAUGAUCUUUACAGUUUGAAUUUGAACAUAGGCAAGGCUGAAUGUACUAUAAAGGCGUCCAACGCUCGCUGCUUUGGCAGCGAUGCGAGAACUUGCGUGAUGGGCGCCAAUAAAAGCUCCGCGGGUGCUGAUAAUGAGAGCUAUGUAGAAGAGAACACUGAACGCAGUCUGGAUACGGCAGUUCCAGUUGAGGAUUCCGUUGCCGGAGGUCAGGAAGUUACGAUCGACCGAGAUCAUUGCUUUGGGGCGUUUGCGUCUAACGAUGUGAACGUGGAUGCCCCCUCGACCCUGAGGCGAUUUGUAUCGCAUAUGGAUCUGCGUAUCACCGACUACUUCACGCAAGCGCAAUGCUACGGUAGUUACGUGCUCUACUCGCUGCACUUCAACGACUUUGGGGUCGAGAGGGUGGUGACACGCCGUUAUUCCAGCAUGUGUUACUACGACUGCAAGUUGCGCGAAGCUGGUUACACGCCGCCAGUUUCACUCCCAGAGAAGCGGUUUUGGGGCAACACGGAGGCCCGCUUUCUCUCGCAGCGGUACCAGGGGCUGAAGAUAUAUUUCUCGCAGCAGCUGCGUUACCCCAGUUAUGUGCAGCUGUCCUUGCUGUACAUGUAUCUCGGUUGCGACAAGGAGUCUCUUUUGUACCUUAAUCUGGUAACGGCGAGGACUAGGGAGAAAAAACUAACGGCACUGACACUCCUGUUUAGGUAUAUAAUGAUGUCCUCCGCAGAACGCGUUGCGUUCCUCAAACGGGUAGUGCCGGCCUACCACACCUGCUUCAAACACUUCUCAGCCGCCGCUGAUGAUGACGCAUAUAUGGACGACAUCCCUGCUGACUACCGGCUCUCCCACCCGUCGGUGGUGGCGUCACUGCUUGAGUGCCUGGCAUCUAACGACGCAAAGGCGGUCUGUGAGGUGUGCGGCAUAUUGCUCUGGAUGCUCCAGCGCGAGGAUAUCUUCCGCUACAGCGUUUUGAAGGUGGAGACCAUUGCUCACGUGACCAAGGCAGUGUCCCGCUUAUUGGUUAGCAAUAAGAUGGUUGACCUCGACUUGCCGAUCGACCGCUUCCGCAACCCACUUGGAAUUCGCCUGCUGGCUUCAGACCAGGGCGCCAUCGCCACCGUUUGGAAUAUCGUCUCUUACUUCGUGGUGAACUCCGUUAACCUCCUGCCGGAAGCUGCCAUCAAAUUUUUGGACAACAGCUCGAUCGAGAAGCUGAUCGAUUUGGUUGACCGCAGCGAUCAUGGCGUGACCCGCUGCAUCGCGCUUUGGCUGUUAUGGAUCGGCAUGUGUGACGACCAUGUGAAUCACUCUGUGGAUCGCGAUGCUCUGGGGUUGUUGCUGAAAAAGCUCUACGGUUCCACGGAAACAACGCUUAGGGUAAUGUGCGGUUUGUUGCUGGUGUCUUUGAUAUCGGGAGGCUGGUUCCGUGACGAUGAGAAGCCGCGUGCCACGGUAUACGUGCUAAACCUGUUGCCCAGCUCGCACGGCCUGGACGCCUUCGUCUGCCAGCAGAUAUUCGCUCACCAUUCCGUCAAACUGUUCGCCGCUUUGCUGGGCGACUUGUCGCUGUGUUCCGGCACUCGUCUUUUUUUGGUUUCCGUGCUGCUGCAGCAUUUGACGUUCGGGUUCGAGCCCUCGCAACAGACAGCCUCGUUGUCCCAGCUAUGCGACGUCGACUACGGCGAGAACGUGUUCCGGCUAUCGCACGCCCUAUUCGGCGAAGAUGACCCCGACUAUCGCGGCGACUUGAGGGCGAACAAGGAUAUGACCUUUGGCGAGAAGUUCGCGUCGCUGUAUUCGCUGAAGUACGGCGCCCUUACCGCCGACAUUUCGGACACCCUUUACAGCAUCAUUGGGCACCCCCCAGCCGAUGGUAUGACACACUUGGUGGAUUCGGGCGACAGUGAUUACUCCCAGCGGCUUUGCCAGUCGACGGCGUUUUGCCUGCUUCUCCUGCCGUUUAGCUGUGUGCCGAAGGAGGAUGGUGACUACUUCGCCGUUGAUUUUGACCCCCAGUCCGCUCGGGCCUACUAUCGCAACGUUGUUACCUUCGCUGGCGGGUCGGUGCGUCUGACCCUGGACAGCGCGGACCACAUAAAUCUUGAAGAUAGGGUGUUGCUGCGCCUCGAUGACGAGUUCUUCAGGCGGCGGGUAUCGGUGCUUCGCAUAAUGUUGUCAACCUUAGACGCCAGCGUAUCGGAAUUGGAUGGGAUAAACGCGUCGGGCAACGAGACAACCAGCGAGUGCAUGGAGUUGCUGCGGAGCCUCUGGCACUGCCGGCGUGUGGUUGAGCAAAAGGAGAACCCGGACAUAGUCGUGAGUUUCGAUGCACGCGGCAGCGACCAGUGUGACCUAUUCAACAACUUCUAUUUCGACGGCGCCAGCGGCCCUGCCUUCGAGGGGAGCGACCUUUUCCGCACUGUGGACGCUCUCGAGCUCUGUUCCUACGCUAGCGAGCUGGUGCAAUACAGCUCAGUGCAGCAGCUGCUGCUUCGCAGUGUGAAGCGCGUUUUACUGUACCACCAGGCUUGCACCUCCCGUGUGGAUGUAUACCGGUCAAUGGUGGCGUGCCUGCAGCGUCGCACGGACGAGCUGGGUUUGGAUACCCUCACGGACCUAAGUGAUCUGGAAGAGAAGUUUUUGGAGGUGUAUCAGGCUUAUUCGUUAGGCGUGCAGGAGGAGCGUGAUUUGGCGGCUUCUAUAGAAGAGAAGAACGGGGCGUUUCUUCGGAUCCACAGCAUGUUGCGCAGUGCCCAGCUGAAGGUCGACGUCUGCAGGCGGCAGAUGCGCUCCACCCAGGCGCGCAUUGACGACAUUCCCCGCCUGCGCGACGACGGGCUGGCCAACCAGGGUCGCCUCGCGCUCCGCAGCGAGCAGCUGAUGGAAUCGAUUCGCGCUGUCAACAGCAGCAUUCUGGAGCUGCAGGGUGAAGUGGCCCGCGUUGAACGUGAGAAGCUGGAGCUGGGCGGUUGUAUCCAGCAGCUGACUGAGCUGUCGUCGGUGUUAGACAAGGGCAUAUACAGCGACAUUAUCUAUGUGAUAGAUUCGGUGAACCACGAAAGUGUCCGUUCCAAGCUUCGCGGGUCGCUAGAAGCCGUUGUGCCCGAGCACGUGGCCGACGGGUUCCUUGACGCAGACACGGUCCAUAGGCUGAAAGCAGAAGUGCUGCAACGUCUGACUGAGGUGCAGGAACGCCUGAGUGCGUUGUGCGAGUCGGACGCGAGCAUCCAGAUCGCCAAGCUGAACAGCCAGGUCAGCGCAUACGAGGACAGCCUGUACCGCACGAACGCCGACCUUCAGAGCGCUCGAAAAUCUAUGGUGACGGACGGCAGCUCGCUUGAGGAGUCGCUUGCCACGCAGAAGCGGCUGCUGGGUAGCUUAGAGAGUACAGUGGGCUAUCUGAGUGGCGAGUUGUCCAACAUCCAGGUGAUCAAGUCAAAACUGGACAAGGACUUGGCCAAGGUGAAGAGUUGCAACGAGGUCGCUCGUUCCGCUCUCGAGCGUCGCAAAGCCACGUUCCUCAGCGGGAUCAAGGAGCAGCGCAAGGCCCGCAUGCGGCUGUUCCAAGACCUGCUCGGCGCCGAGUUUCUGUGCAAGAAGCUCUGCCAGGAGAGGUGUAAGCUUGCUAGGGCGUUGUCCCACAAGCCUCACCUGCUGGAGCCACUGCGGGAACGCCGCGGGUCCGAGCAUUUUAAACGCCAGCGCCUGAUUGAGACGCUGAAGCUCGCAGCCAAGAGGCUCGAGGAGACCGCUAACUUUCUGGAGUGCCCCGAUACUGCGGCCGGCAAGUCGUUUUAA
Molecule: messenger RNA, 3993 nt
Organism: Babesia bigemina
Lineage: Eukaryota; Apicomplexa; Aconoidasida; Piroplasmida; Babesiidae
Exons: 1
Coding region: 1-3993 (1330 amino acids)
Molecular function (GO): phosphatidylinositol binding
Source: RefSeq, a predicted model, not a curated record